Eleginops maclovinus (Patagonian blennie) is the source of this 2320-nucleotide messenger RNA. RefSeq names its product protein arginine methyltransferase 8b (gene prmt8b). Gene Ontology annotation, cellular component: plasma membrane. The record is from RefSeq and is a predicted model, not a curated record. The transcript has 10 exons. The coding region runs from base 475 to 1695 and encodes 406 amino acids. NCBI's taxonomy places the organism in Eukaryota, Metazoa, Chordata, Actinopteri, Perciformes, Eleginopidae. Gene Ontology annotation, molecular function: protein-arginine N-methyltransferase activity. Gene Ontology annotation, biological process: peptidyl-arginine methylation.
AGAUAAAAAGUCCUGUCUGCUUGUCACAAUGCUGAGAGAUGUGAAGGGAUUCCGAGACAAGUAGAGGAGAAGACGUGCUGUCUGCUGUGGAGUUUUAUUUUUAGCCCUUUUUGGUGCUAAAUGCUUGCACAUGGACACCUAAACGCUACGCCUGAGUGUUGAUGGACACCUGCUGGCAUCGAACCCGCAACUUUUUAGCCGCACAAUGGCCAAUAAAACGCUCGGACACUAAAACAGCCCGUAUCACCCUUAGAGUAUGGAUUAUUGUACGCUUCAUAAAUCAAUUUACCAACUUUUCGCAAGGAAUGGAUUUCAUUCAGUGGAAACUGAUAUCUUUCUUAUUAUGACUUUCAUCUUUACGCGUGUUUUAGACCUACAUCUGGCAGUUUAGUUUUAUCUUUGACACGUUUCUAUUAAGAUUUGUGCAUUCUCCGUACAUUUAAAGAGUUGUAGCCUGAAAUCUCGUCGGCUCUCAUGGGACUGAGGCACUCGUCGCGGUGUUUGCUGCUGCGGCGGAAGAUGGCGGAGGCGGACAACUCGGAGCAGAGGCAACAGCCGGUCACAUCCCCACACUCUCAGUCGGCCCAGCCCUCCCCACUGCCUAAACCAGUGCCUACUGGCCACCAUGUGCCCUGCGGCCCCCACGCACCUCAUGUAGCAUCCCUGGCCACUUGUCCCGGUCGAGGCAAGAUUGCCAAGUUCCUGAGCCCGGAGGAAAUGACAUCACGGGACUACUACUUUGACUCCUAUGCCCACUUUGGCAUCCAUGAGGAGAUGCUGAAGGACGAGGUACGGACGCUGACCUACAGGAACGCCAUGUACCACAACAAGCAUGUGUUCAAAAAUAAAAUCGUCCUGGAUGUCGGUAGCGGAACGGGGAUCCUCUGUAUGUUUGCCGCAAAUGCCGGCGCCAAACACGUAUACGGGAUUGAAUGCUCAAGCAUAUCAGAAUAUUCAGAGAAGAUCAUAAAGUCGAAUCACCUACACAAUGUCAUCACCAUCUUCAAGGGAAAAGUGGAGGAGGUGGAGCUGCCUGUGGAGAAGGUGGACAUCAUCAUCUCCGAGUGGAUGGGCUACUGCCUCUUCUACGAGUCCAUGCUCAACACCGUCAUCUUCGCCAGGGACAAGUGGCUGAAACCCGGAGGCCUGAUGUUUCCCGACAGGGCGACUCUCUACGUGGUAGCCAUCGAAGACCGGCAGUACAAGGACUUCAAGAUUCAUUGGUGGGAAAACGUGUAUGGGUUCGACAUGAGCUGCAUUCGCAACGUGGCCAUCAAAGAGCCUCUGGUGGAUAUGGUGGAUUCCAAGCAGGUGGUGACUAACGCCUGCCUCCUAAAGGAAGUAGACAUCUACACCGUGAAGCCGGAGGAUCUGUCCUUCACCUCGGCCUUCUGUCUGCAGAUCCAGCGCAAUGAUUACAUCCACGCCCUAGUCACCUAUUUCAACAUCGAGUUCACCAAGUGUCACAAGAAGACUGGCUUCUCCACAGCUCCAGAUGCUGCCACCACACACUGGAAGCAGACAGUGUUUUACCUAGAGGACUACUUGACUGUCAAGAAGGGAGAGGAGAUUUUUGGCAGUAUCGCUGUCAGGCCUAAUGAGAAGAAUGUGCGUGACCUGGAGUUCACCCUGGAGCUGGACUUUAAAGGACAGCUCUGUGAGGCCGCCAUUUCCCACGACUAUAAAAUGCGUUGACCAACCGACUACCCUCAGCACCCCCUGCCUCCCCACAGACUCGGAGAGGGGGACAACACACUCGCCAACACCGAUUCCCGCUGGCCAGCCAGGGCGAACACACGCAUCUGAUUGGAUGCAGUCAUGCCAGCGCCCAAGUGAUGUCAUCAGAACAGUAUCUCUCAGCAAUAGUGCCGUCAGCCGUACCAACUUGAUAAGCUCGGGCACAUUGAAUGUAACAUCCUAACUGAACUUGAUUCUUUUUUGGGAUAUUAUUUUAGGUAUAAGAUAAAAAAACAUGUGAGUGUUUCUGUAGUUAGUGCAGCAACAGUUUUUAGGGUUACUGAUUUAUUAUGGCGUGUGUAUUUGUAUAGAAAGUGCAGCAAACAGUUGUUUUAUUUCGUUUGUGUUGUUUUGCAAGUGAGAGAUGUUUGUUUCAAUCAUUUCGGAAAGGUGCUAAAUGUAAUUUUCUUUAUUUCUUUGAUUAAGGAUAGUUCAGAGUCAAAUGUACUUUGGUGCCAGAAUAAAACAGAACACAGAAUGGUCAAAAACAGAGAUGCAAUAUGUCAUGUACCACUCUGAUUAGAUCAGACGAACAAAGACACAAAAAGAAGGACGACACAAAUAAUAAAAGAAUCUGAUAUUU